Mycena citricolor is the source of this 1395-nucleotide messenger RNA. NCBI's taxonomy places the organism in Eukaryota, Fungi, Basidiomycota, Agaricomycetes, Agaricales, Mycenaceae. The record is from the annotation of a GenBank genome assembly.
GAUCAAUGCAGGGUACUCUAAAUCGACUGUGACCGCUUUGACUGGAGAACAGAGAAUCGUAAUUACGCUAUCUUCGUGUCUAUUAACAGAAAGAAUCGUUUCACAACCGCGUCUUCGAAGAACAGCCUGAGGGGGGCCGCAGGGAUUGACAGAUAAAUCGCCUAAUCACUGAUGGCAAAUGCAGCCGCUGCGUCUUUGCCGACAUCUCCAUAGGGGAUUCGAGACAUGACCAGCCGUCUCCUCCCACGACCACCACCACGCGACGGCUCCCAGCCCUAGCUAUCCUCCCAACCUCCCAAUGUCUCUCUCACCAAGCCCCCCACGACUGCCCGCGAUGGAUAGCACCCUCGGCGCGAUGGAAGUCGGCGGAGUCGUAGGGACGUUUCUGUUCGGGAUCGAGACGCUCCAGACGUUCCACUAUUUCCGCCGGUUUUCGCAGGAUCCCGCCUAUUUGAAGUGGACGGUCGCUCUAUUGUGGUUUCUCGAGCUGGGACACUCCAUUACGACAUGGCACUUGCUUUACUCACUCACCGUGACCUUUUACGGGCAGCCGCAGCACAUCCAGACACCACCGAUCUCCCUCCCGCUCACGAUCCUAUUCUCGGCCCCGCUGUACUUCAUUGUGCAGUUCUUCUUCGCCAACCGCGUGCGACUGCUCUCCGGCCGCUGGUUCAUGACCAUCGUCUGCUGGAGCCUGACGACAAUCCGGUUCGGGUGCACGUUCGCCAUGAUGGGCGUCGUGCUCAACAUCUCGAGUCUCGGCGAGCUGGAGGCGCACUACCAGUGGCUCAUGGCGCUCGGUCUGUCGCUUGGGGUCGGCGUCGAUGUCCUAGUCGCGGGAAGCAUGUGCUGGUGUCUCUGGCGUCUCAGGAGCGACGGGGUUGUCAGUACGAGAAAGGUCGUGGAUAAGCUUAUCCUAUGGACCCUUGAAUCCGGGAUCGCGACAGGCGGCACGAGUAUCGGACUGCUUGCUUUCUUCUUCGCCCGCAGCGAUCUUAGCUGGUUUCCGUUCUAUCUCAUCCUGGGCAAACUGUUCUCAAACUCGAUGUUGGCCGCGCUCAACGGGCGAUCGCAUCUCCGACAGCUUGACCGUAGGACAGAGCCGAGCACCAAGUCAGGGUCUGCUUUGCACAUGCCGGUGUCGAGUGGGCAAAUGGAGUUCCUCACUCCGGGAGCGUCGAUGUUCGGCACAACGAACGAGAGCUCGGAUUACACCGAGGAGAACAAGGAUCCGCGAGAGUUGCAUCGGUAUCCUCAAUGAGUAUAUGUAUCUAUUUCCUUCAGCGCAAGUCCGACCACGAUCGAUGACUUGUUAUGUACAUACUAUCUGCCGUUCCACCACUUUCUCCAAUUGCAGUGAUUUGUCUUUUGCGUCCUGCCAAAUAUCGCACAGCC